This is a messenger RNA of Ceraceosorus guamensis, 2127 nucleotides long. RefSeq lists its product as hypothetical. Bases 268 to 1977 code for a protein of 569 amino acids. Gene Ontology annotation, biological process: protein quality control for misfolded or incompletely synthesized proteins. Gene Ontology annotation, cellular component: mitochondrion; cytoplasm. Lineage: Eukaryota; Fungi; Basidiomycota; Exobasidiomycetes; Ceraceosorales; Ceraceosoraceae. The transcript is spliced from 7 exons. Gene Ontology annotation, molecular function: ATP hydrolysis activity; ATP binding. The record is from RefSeq and is a predicted model, not a curated record.
UCACAAUUUACGAUUCAGGAACGCUUCUCGACACUUGACACGCAGCAUCGUAUCAGCGUAGACGCUGAAUGCGCAAGGCAUGCCUUCAUGCAUCAUCACUCGAGCGAUUCAAGAUUGCAACAGCGACACGGAAUACCACCUGGUCGGCGUCGUCUAUAGAGAAGAGCAGUCGAGCUUGCUUGUGGACGCGCUGAGCUCCCCUUCGAUUCGAGCGCAUUUACACCCGACCUCUGGCGAUACGACAUCCUUGGGCAACCUUCUAGCGCCAUGUCCUCGGUGCGAACGAGCAGCAGGUGCGGUCUCAGGCCUGCUCUCCAAUAUGCCGCACCGGAAGCAAGCAGCAGGCUGGCAACUUCAUCGUCUUCGAGGACAGAGAGGUCCGCAGCUCCUCGAAGAGCAUCGCAUUCCGCCCACCACGAGCCUUUGGACUUCAUCGACAGGCGAUUGCGAAGCAGCGCGUCGCAGCUACACAACACUUCUCUGCCGCUCAGGACAACAUCAUCAGCGUCGACCUCGCAGCAUCGCAAAAGCUUCGCAUCCACACUCACUGCCGCAUCUGGGAGUGCUGCAAGCUCGACAUCCGCUCCCGACAGACCCGGGCCCAAGCGGCUGUACGACGAGAGGGUGGAGAAAGGGCUGCUGAGAGAAGAUGCGCAUCAAAGGAGAAUAGUGGAAGGGCCCUUGCAACAAAUGUACGACGAGCUGCAGUCCUACACGCAGCAGGUGCAACCAGAGAUCAAGAAAGCGGUUGCCGGCUUGCUGACACGCUGGUUUGGUCAGAAGAAAGAUGAGCACGACUCGCUGCCCAUCUCACCGGAUGUUCCUAAGGGGCUGUACUUAUACGGAGAUGUCGGGACGGGAAAGUCCAUGCUGAUGGAUAUGCUGCACGCCACGCUGCCUCCAACAGCCCAGCGCAUUCACUUUCACGCCUUCAUGGUUGAAGCUCAUAAGCGCAUGCACGCUUUCAAAUCUAGCGUUCACAAACCCAGCGGGAUGGUCAUGAGCGCAGCUAAAGCCAUCACUUCGGGCGAAGUCGUCUCGUCUACCAAUCCUGCUGGAGCUGCCAGCGCUGCUGUGAAGGCGGCUGCUGCUGGGGAAGAGGUGGAUCCCAUACCGCCCGUGGCUAGAGCCUUGGCCAAAGAACACGACGUGGUCUGCUUCGAUGAGUUCCAGGUGACGGACAUUGCAGACGCUAUGAUCCUCCGAAGACUGCUCGAGCACAUGGUCUAUCACGGCGUGGUCUUUGUCAUGACGUCCAAUCGACAUCCAGAUGAUCUGUACAAGAACGGCAUUCAGCGGUCUUCUUUCAUCCCGUGCAUAGAGCUGCUCAAGUCUCAGUUCCGAGUAGUGGACCUCAAUUCAGGGAUCGACUACAGGAAGCAAAGGAGGGCCUUGUCCAAGGUGUACUUUCAUCCGCUCAACGACGAGACCACGCGGGAGAUGGACAAGUUGUGGAAGGCGACAACGAGUGGUGAUCCUUCCGACCCCGUCAUGGAUGGUCGGCAAUUGAGCGUGUGGGGACGCAAAUUGACAGUGCCGCAAAGCACAACCAAAGCAGCGAGAUUCGACUUUAUGGAUCUAUGCGGCACGCCAAAGAGCGCAGCAGAUUAUCUAGAGAUUUGCAAGAGCUUCGACACACUGUUCAUUGACAAUAUACCCCAGAUGAGCAUCCAUCAACGAGAUUUGGCUAGAAGAUUCAUCACUUUUGUCGAUGCUUGUUACGAGGCCAAGAGCAAGAUAUUCAUGAGCUCGGAAGUGCCCAUCGUGCAGGUCUUGUCCAGCAAAGAGACGGACAAGGCGGAUAUCGAAAAAUUCAGGUUGCUCAUGGAUGACCUCGGCAUGACGAUGGAAUCGCUUGGAGGUAGUCCAAUCGUCAGCGGUGACGAAGAGCUCUUUGCUUGGGCUCGACUGAUCAGCAGAGUCACAGAGAUGGGCACAAAGGCGUGGGCAGAAUCGUCAAAGGGCGAAUCGCACUAAGGAUCCUCUUGCGUCUUUGCUUUACCAUCUCUUGCUUGCCCUAAUCACACAGACUCGCGACAUUGCCGAUUUGGAUUCACGCAGCUCAUGCCUGCUGUCUGUACAAGCAAAUGCAAAUUAUUGAAUACGGCUAAGGUGCUCCGUCCGCAG